CUUCAUUUGGAAUCGAAAGUAAAUUUUCAAUUAAGUGUAUGAAUCAUGCCCUUUAGCAGCAAGGAACGCCAUUGUGAGCUCUAACGACUUCGCAACGUAAAAGGUGUCAUCGAAGAAUAUCGCAUCCAUCUGUGUUUUUUCAGUAUUUUUAAUCGUAAGGUAUUUAUAAUAAAAUGACACAAGAACCCGAUAUGCCCACAUUCAAAUGUGUACUAGUGGGAGACGGAGGUACAGGAAAAACAACAUUCGUGAAACGACAUUUAACCGGCGAGUUCGAGAAGAAAUACGUUGCCACCUUGGGAGUGGAGGUUCAUCCCUUAGUGUUCCAUACGAACCGAGGACCAAUUCGUUUCAACGUGUGGGAUACGGCGGGACAAGAAAAAUUUGGCGGUCUUCGCGAUGGUUACUACAUUCAGGGUCAAUGCGCAAUUAUUAUGUUUGAUGUUACUUCACGUGUUACGUACAAAAAUGUACCCAACUGGCAUCGUGAUCUUGUUAGAGUCUGUGAAAAUAUUCCAAUAGUUUUAUGUGGCAACAAGGUUGAUAUUAAAGAUAGAAAGGUUAAGGCAAAAAGCAUCGUAUUCCACAGAAAAAAAAAUUUACAAUAUUACGAUGUAUCGGCAAAGAGUAAUUAUAAUUUUGAAAAACCGUUCUUGUGGCUGGCCCGUAAGCUAAUAGGCGAUCCCAAUCUGGAAUUUGUAGCUAUGGUCGCAUUGGUACCGCCAGAAGUCCAAAUGGAUCCCACUUGGCAACAACAAAUCGAAAAAGAUCUUAAAGAAGCUCAAGAAACUGCUUUACCAGAAGAUGAUGAUGAUUUAUAGACUUUGUACUCUAUUAUAAUAUGGUUCCUUUUUUGGUUUCACACAUUGUUUUGUGCCAUUUUUAGGAUAAACCAUUUUCAGACCGUAAUCUUACGUUCGUGUAACUUAUUUAGAAAUUCUCUUUAUUAAAUCAUAAGUUGUGUCAGCUUAUUAAAUGGAAUUCCUCAAUUUUUCACUUUUAUAUGACUUUGGCCGUUUUGAAAUUUAUGUAUUGAUCCGUUUAUGUUGCAAUUCAAUAAAUAACUA
Molecule: messenger RNA, 1067 nt
Organism: Photinus pyralis (common eastern firefly)
Lineage: Eukaryota; Metazoa; Arthropoda; Insecta; Coleoptera; Lampyridae
Gene: Ran
Product: GTP-binding nuclear protein Ran
Exons: 3
Coding region: 174-821 (215 amino acids)
Biological process (GO): protein import into nucleus; ribosomal subunit export from nucleus
Cellular component (GO): nucleus; cytoplasm
Molecular function (GO): GTPase activity; GTP binding
Source: RefSeq, a predicted model, not a curated record